AUUUAAAUUUACAAACUAUUUACAAACAAAACAUUGAAGCCGUUACACAGAACGGACGAGUUACACAAAUAUUUUUAUAAAGUCUUAAGAAAUAAUAGACCUUUAGAUAGUCCUGUUAAAAAUUCACAAUGGAUGAAGAAGAAAUGGCUUUAGAAGAAAAAUGUGAACAUCUCAUGAAUAUUGUAGUUGAAUCAAGAAAACGAUUUGGAAAGAUGUGUACAGAAUAUGAGCAAAAGACAUCAUUAGUUGAAAACAAAAUGCUUAAUCUUCAAAUAGAAACGAUUGCAAAUUACCGGUUCAAGUCAAAAGUACAACUUCCCCAACAAAAUACAGAAGAGAUUUUAAAAGAACUGGAGCAGUUUGCUGAAGAAAUUCAACACAAACAACGGAGAAUGGAGAAAUUGGAUAGAGAUGUAAAAAACACACAAAAUGUUGUGUUACAAUUGAAAGCAGAUAGAAUUGGCAAGAAAUUAAAGGCUCCUCUUACUACUGAGGAAAUGUUGGCAUCAGCUAGAAAUUAAAUAAAAUAUUUUUAAAUA
Aricia agestis (brown argus) is the source of this 539-nucleotide messenger RNA. RefSeq lists its product as uncharacterized. Bases 129 to 521 code for a protein of 130 amino acids. The record is from RefSeq and is a predicted model, not a curated record. NCBI's taxonomy places the organism in Eukaryota, Metazoa, Arthropoda, Insecta, Lepidoptera, Lycaenidae. The transcript has 2 exons.